Messenger RNA from Gopherus flavomarginatus (Mexican gopher tortoise), 4434 nucleotides. It is a transcript of the gene CFAP97, whose product is annotated as cilia and flagella associated protein 97. The record is from RefSeq and is a predicted model, not a curated record. NCBI's taxonomy places the organism in Eukaryota, Metazoa, Chordata, Testudines, Testudinidae. Bases 129 to 1760 code for a protein of 543 amino acids. Gene Ontology annotation, biological process: spermatogenesis. The transcript has 6 exons.
UGCCUGCGGCUGGAGCCCCCGCGAGUUUUCCCCGGGGGCCCUCGCCUCGCUCCGCCUCCUCCCUGUCCCCAGGUCCUAGCCUCCCCCGCCCUUGUCCACAUGCACACAGGCUGUUCCUCCGGGAGUGCAUGCCCUGCCAGGGACGAACGAUAGCUGCAGGCGGUGCUCUCCUCCAGCACCCCCGAAUAGUGGGCUGGCGAAGGCACCGUAUAAUUAGCAGGCCAUGGAAAAUGGGAGACGGACCAGGAGUUGAAAUUUAUACAGUAACUUUUGGGAUGGACCGGUAUGAAGAUAUGUCAGAGGGUGAAGUGGACCACUCUUUCUUUGAUAGUGAUUUUGAGGAAGAGCCAAAGAAAGAAGAAAACCCUGUUGUAGCCAGUGGCGAAGAACAUAGUGAGCUCAUAGAAAAAGGAGGUAUACGCAUCGCCAAAUCAGACUCAGAAUCAGAAACAAAACUGAAGCAAGAACACAGUGCUGAGAAUGAAAGUGAAGAGAAAAAGAGAGAGUCACCAAAGGAACAUUCCAUAAAUGGUGGCACUGACCAUAGUGGGAAUGCUUCAUCACAGUCAGUUUCUUUAAGUUCAGAAAAUGCAAGUACGUCUGGUAGAAAUUCUGCGCUCAGUAGAAGAAUAUGUGUAAAUAUUCCAGCUGGGAUCCCCAAAAUAGUUAGAGAAGGUGAGGAGGAUUAUUAUACAGAUGAAGAAGACAGUAGUGAUGAUGGCAGAAAACAAAGGGUUAGACCUAAAUCAGUUAAGCAAUCCAGUAACAUAAAGAAAGUUAACAAAAAGUAUACCAAUAUUAGCUCAUCGUCAUCCUCUUCCUCCUCCUCAAGUUCAGAUACAGAUGGUUCAGAUAUGGAUUCUGAUAGCUGCAUAUCAGAUUCAUCACACUCUUCCUCAAAGAGAAGUAUAUGUAACGUGGCUCUUCUAUCUCCAAGACAAAAAUUCAGGCCAGGAAUAAAGUCAGUGGAAGUAAAACCAAAGCUUGGUGAAUACACAGAGGAGUCUGAAGAUACAGUGACUGAUGUAACACCUCUGUCAACACCAGACAUCAGUCCUAUCCAAUCUUUUGAACUUGCAGCAUCAAAUGAUAAGAAACUGAAAGUAAAAAGACAAGAAAAUGUGAGCCAAGAUUUACAGGAUGCUGAGUUUGAUCGCAGACAUAAUCAAAAGGUCUUGCAUGAUGCUGUGGACCUGAAUCAGCUUUUGAAAGCUUUUCUACAUUUGGAGAAAAAAGAACAGCAACAACUCGUCAUUGAUCAGCCUACUUCAGGGUCAAGGAAAAAUUACUCUUUCACAAAUGAAGAAGUAAGACAAAUUGAUCGGGAAAACCAAAGGCUCUUAAAAGAAUUGUCCAGACAAUCUGCAAAGCCAAGGAGCAAAAGUGCCACUCUGAAGAAACCUGCUGGCCUGCCACCUAAGUUGUACCAUAGUGCUCUCAACAGACAAAAGGAGCAGCAAAGGAUUGAAAGAGAGAAUCUGGCUCUUCUAAAGAGACUGGAAGCAGUGAAACCAACAGUUGGUAUGAGGCGUUCUGAACAGCUCAUGGACUAUCAGCGUCAUAUGGGUUAUCUAAAUUCUUCACCAUCCACAAGACGAGGAAAGUCUGCUCUAAGCCAGCUUAGCUCUUCAAGAGGAGCUUCAAGAGCAUCUAGUGCAUCCGGUACAGUCAGUCAGAGGACUGAGAGACCAGUUUCUGAUGCAUCUAGUGGGGCGUUACGGAGACCAAAGCCCACUAAUGUUCAUGCUGCUUGGUUAUAAAUUGUUUGUACUUUGCCCAGAGUUCUUACCUGAUCGCCAGACUUAUAUUUCUAUUGCUUUUGUAGAUUAUCUCUGUGCAAGAAUAUUGUCAUCGUUGUUUGCUGAUUAAAGUGCACUGCUGUGUGGUGUAAUUUCUUGUAAAUUGGUUUUAAAUGGACAAUUUCACUUUAAUCAGUGUUUCCUGAGAGAGGAUGUAUUUAUAAAAGAGAGAGGUGAAAAUUGAAAUAGCAAAUUAUUUUUAUUUGCAAAGCACAAAUGAAGUUCACACUUGUGAAGGAUGGAAAUGCUGCGCUUUGGUUCCAAGAUGUAAAAAUUUAAGUUUUUAAUUAAAUCUUUAACUUGCAAUAAACUUUCAAGUAUGUGCUUAGUUUGUAAACAGUCCUCAUUUUUCAUCCUUGUUUGAUCUUUAGAACUUCUAGAUCAUGCAAUAAUGGUUCAAAGUGUUUUCUUUUUAUUACAGUUUGUGGAAAUGUUUUUGAUGAAAAGUAGAUCUAUAUGUUUUGUUUUUCUUAUUCAUGCAGGAAGAGAGUAUAUAAACAUUUGAUUGUUGUGCAGAAUAGUGGAGGAAAUCUACCUUGUAGCAGCAACAAAGCCAUUCUGGUUGCACAGCAGUAGCACUUCCUGCAUCCUCAAUUUUUUAGCUCACUCACAUGAAAGGAAGUGUCUUGUUCUGCAACUAUUGCAGAGCAUUCUAGCUGAAUAAAGAAGUGGUGUUCAUUCUGGGUCAGAGAUGAUGUGUUUUCCUGACUUACAGACCUACACACAAGGAAAAAAGAACCUGCUGUACUGGGGGUGGAAAUAUUUGUUGGAUAGGAGAAUAAAUGUGAAGUGAAAUUCUAAUGUGAGGUCCAAUAAAAACAGAAAAUUCAACUAUUCCCCAAACUGGGUUAAUAGCCUUUACCUUUAGUGAUGGCACUACUUGCAGACCUCUGCCCUGGCUCACUGGUGGGAACAGAUGGAGCUGUGGGACACAAAUUUAGUAGUAUAACAUUCAAGUUUUGAGAGAUACUAUCAACCAGGAUGAGAAAAGAGGACAAAGUAGAAUAUAUAAGGAUAAAUCUGAAGUUUUGCAUCUUUAACUUAACAUUAAAAAUAUGUUUUAUACUAGAUCUCUUAAGUGGUUUCAGAACAACCUUAGCACCAGUUUCCAGUUCUAUAAAAAUCUUACAUUUAUUAUGUAAAUAGUAACUGAAGGCAGUAUGUGAUGUAGUUUAUUUCCAUAUCUAAACUGCAGCAGGCAUCUUGGUCACUGGCCGCAGGAUUUUCUUUCAUAAAGAGCAUGAAUUAUGAUCUGCUAUCCAUAGUUACUACUGUACUUCUGCUUGUUGUCUUGCUUCCCUUAUGGCAGAACUAUCGGGUGGUCUUUCUAUUAAACUUAAAGAAAAAGCUUUGUAAAAUAGUAUCGAGACCUAGACCUACAAAAGUCAGAUCCAUUUUCUCCCACCGUGUUUAGCACAAUGGCAUAAGUUUUUGAAUAUUUAAUAUUGUGAUACACUUGGCACACAGGAUCAUCUAGUUUCUUUGGUCCUCUCUGAUAACUUGACAGAAUUGUAUGAGUUAAAGAAGUUUUACCUCUGAACCUGCUGACUUUUGUGAAUUAAAUUUUUAUAUGCUUGACAAUGUUUUAACAGUUUUUUAACUUUAAACAGUAGUACGGAAAAAAGCUAUAAUUGAAAUUAUUCUUUCAUUGUUACUGUAAUGUGUUCUUUUAAUAGUAUUGCUGUAAUUAUUUGUAUAACUGUGCUGAUUAAAAUUAUUCACCAUUUAAAGUCUUUGUUUUUGAAUGAGAGACAGUUAAACUACAAUAUCAAGGUUACACUAAGCACUUUUGAGUGUUCCUAUAGCAAUUCUUUUUUCUGAAGAAACUUACAAAAAAUGGGCUUAGUUUUAAUCAUCCCAGCUGCUUAGAUUUAAUUUGGUAUGGGGAAUUUGUCAGUUUUGUAUGUCACUCCUUUCGUAAAUUGUAAGAAGUAAAAUAUUUAACAUGAAUUAUAUGUAUGUUCAUCACAUUGCAUAAGCUUCUUAAAGCAUUUUGUUAGUUUAUUAUCUAGCAACUGUAAAGGACACUGAGAGAAAUUGGUUGGCUGUUUAUCACAGUUUAGCUAGUGAAACAGGAGUGCAAAAAUGCAUCAAAUGUGAGCUUUGUGAUUCUUUCUUUCACUGGUGGAUGAUUGUUUUUAAAACCAGGUUUAUUGGCAGGUCCUGGGUAAUAGUCUGUCAGGUAGUUUAAAUGUAAUUCCCUUUUUAUCCUAAAGGGAAUUUUUCCUCAUGAUGGCCACUUAGUAGUACCUCUCCAUAUAACUUCCCUUCAUUCAUUGAUGAAGGAAACCAUAUGUUCUGCUUAGACUUCUCUGAGAUUAUGGAUUUUUUUUAAACUUGAAAUAUUCAGCUAUGACCCGGACAUCUUGUCCUGGAUCAUUGGUUGAAAAUCCUUUUGCCUUUGGAUAUUUAUAGUAAUAGUCCCACUUCAAACUUUCACCUCAUUUUCAGUGUUCUUUACUAGAUAGUCUUUCACUUAUCUCCUCAGAAAAUCUUCCAUUUUCCUUGUGGAAGAAAGCUGUUUUUUCUCUCAAAGCAGAUUCUUUCCCUAUUCCUUUUAAUAAUGUGAGAAACCACUUGCCAAACAUUUCCUGUCUUGUUCUCAAAGUAUGAAUUAAAGGUAAAGUGCCUGAGA